CCUCCCGCGCCGCAUGACGUCACGGCCGUGUUGGCGUUGGCUGCGCGCCUGCGCGAGAGAUGACCCGGGGCUGCCGGCGCGCUCGGUCCCAUUCAUGCUGCAGAGCACCUAGCGGGCCAGGCUCCACUAUGACCGGGCUGCUUCUGCCGCCGCUGCUGAUGCUGCUUGCCGCCCUGGUCCCAGGGUCGCGAGCAUCGGGGACGCCAUCAUUCCGCUGCUACCAGUGCCGAGUAGCCAACAACGAGGACUGCCAUGAUGGUUACCUCAAGUCUUGCCCCACUGACCAGGCGUACGACGUCUGCAUGACCAUGGUCGUGAAGAACGCCCAGCAGGGCUUCUUCAUCGAGAAGAAGUGCGCCCUGGGUCCCUGCAACCUGCGCGACGAGAAGCAGAGCCAGGGCUUGGGCCUGGACACUUGCGACCGCUCCAAGGACUCGUACAGCUGUUUUGAGUGCUGCAAAGGCGACGGCUGCAACACGAACGCCGCCGGCCGCCGCUCGCCACUGCUCUCGGUGCCGCCACUCCUGCUGCUGACCGCUAUGCUGGCCGGCCGGAGGGCGUGAGCUCGCGGCGCCACUGCCGAGCCUCGGAGCGCGCCCCGGCCUCUCUUCUCCCGCACCAACCCCACCGCUCGCGUCUGCCACUGCCUUGGCCGCCGAAGGCCGAUGGGCGGGCGACGGGCACUCUGCGCACCGCCGCGCGACGUCCUGAACGGUACAAAUCACGCCGGGAGCUCUCCCCUCGCCUCCUCCGCACCCCAACACCACAAAACCACGAGAAACCCCGGGCGCGAGGCCGGCGGACGAGGCCGCUGCCUGCAGCCACAGGCAUCUUCCGUGAACACAAAGAUCCGUGCCGUGAUCGAUACACACUCGGCGGCAUGUACACAUACACACGCACAGACACGCGCGUACCGCCACACACUGCACACACAAGACUUCCCCCGCGCCUGCCUUUCUACUCGGCUGACGUCGAAUACCAACAACGUGGCCUCGAUGAAACACGACGCAGCGUUAUGUAGGCGCACGGGAUGAGCGAAAAAAAAAAAAAAGGCUGAUUUCAUUAGUUCGCGCUCUGACCCAGCUGGUUCUUGCUUGUAGGUUUAGACGCGUCCGUACUAUGUUACGCUUGGAUGCCAUUGCUGUGUGCCGCGCCCCGACUUGCAAGGAUAACCAAGCUUAUCUCGAUGUUCGAAAGUGCUUGGGAGAACAAAGCACGAGCGCUCGAGUCCUAGUUUCGGUCAGCGCCUCUGCUGCCCGCGUCGCGUUGCUGCGCCGCACCGUGGCCGAGACUGUGGCUUCCGUACUGGUACCGUGGCCUUCAUUCCAGCCAAAGCUGAAAGAGUAGAGCGUCUUGUGUUCGAGCGCGCUUGUGCGUUCAUUUAUCGAUAGGUUUGCCUCGCACAACUGUGCACGACCCUCCGCAGCGGCUUCAGAUAUGCUCCAUUCCGUUAAAACUGUACGGAGACCUCUGGCAGUGUCAGUCGUCGACAAAGCCAGGUUCAAUGGUUGCCCCCUAGGCCUUUGGAGCCUUGCUGCUUUUCUUUCUUCCUUUCUUCCUUUCUUUCUUUCUUUCCUUCUUUCUUUCUUUCGUUCUUUCUUUCGUUCUUUCUUUCGUUCUUUCUUUCGUUCUUGCUUUCUUGGGCGUCUGUGAGUACUCACGUAUACCCCCCAUUCGUCUCAAUAUCAUCAAUUGAAGCAAACUUUAAGCAUGUUCGAAAUAGCAUCGCGAGAACAAUUUACAACAAAUAAAAGAAAGAGAAACCCUAUUACUAGCUCAAACAGGGCUUGAAGUAAGAUCUAAUCACUGUCUCAGGGCAUUUGAUUUCGGUAUGACCUGCUCAACCAGUACGACUGCGAGAUUGGGGUUUCUCGGCUUAUUCCGUAGUGUUUAGACGCAACCAAGGACGGGGAAAAAAACGAUCAGGACAGGAUCUCGGCUUUUCUGUUAUCAGUACCGCCAUUGUAAACUUUCUUUGAGUAAACAGACGAUCGGAUCGUAGAUUACAUUCAGGCACAUCUACAGAAAGAUCGAAGGACAAUAGUUCGAAAAGGACAAGACGCGUGACGUUUUCUCAGCAUGAAAUUCAUAAGUACUGUGCCCAUUGAAAGACAGAAACACAUUCCACCUUACUGCUUGUUUCUCUUUCUUUGGGAAUAAUGAAUUCAGGUGAACAGGUGAUCAAGACUCGGCGACGAAAACCGCGCUGUCUCUGGAACCACGCUUGAAAUAUACACUACACAAAGUCGAACAGUCGAGCGGGUCUUAUUAGCAUGCUCUUCUUUACCCGGUGCGUUCCAGAAACCUAUGCUUCCUUGUAAACAUGCGGAUAUAACGUUAUGUCGCGCUUAUGGAAGUUUCCAAAGAUAGUGUCAAUAGCAAAAUUUUCCCUGUUAAGAACUGCUACAUUAAUCGUACUUACGAAUGCGGCCUGUUUCACCCCACAUCUCUAAGAAAAAAAAUUAUGCGCUACUUGCAAAUCUUCGUAAAUAAUUCACUGUAGCUUCUGUACUUAUCCAACGACGUGCAUCUAUGUUGGUUACUCACCAAGCUGUGACAGUGAUUGCAGAGAAGUGCGACCCAUUGCUUGUACGGUACGACUGCAAGCCUGCAGCCAGCAAUCUAUUCCUCCCGUCGAUACGGUGCAUUGCAUUUGCUACGUGAGUCUUCACGUCCGCUUGGAAACGUUAACAUGCUCGAUGUGCACGGUAUUCAUGUUCCGCCUGACGUAUACAAUUUAUACAUGUGCGGUAUAUACAAGCAUAUAUCUUACACAACGCGGUACUCGUCGAGCAUGGGCAUAAUACACUUCGGGCAUCCUCCGAAAAUAUGCACGGCCAAGGUCUGCUGAGGCGCUCACCUGAGGUCAGCGUGAGCUAUAUAUGUUGUAGUCGGCAUCAAGUAAUUUCAAGCGCAUCGAUAGCGUAAUGUUAACUUUGCUUGUCUGUUUUCUUUCCACUGGGCAAAAGAAGACGCAUUGCUUUUACGGGAGAAGAGUGGCCGCCACUCCGCUAGUCCCUGCAUAACGGAUCCUCGUUUCCUCGUGCAUAAUAUAUAGGCAAACAGUUACAUCCGUACCGUCUGUUCCUCUGCGUCUGUGAUCACUCAAACACGAGAAGCAGACGACGAGUUUCGCUACACCCGUUCGUGGCCGCGCGUCUCGCUUUAUAGCAGGAGCUUUUUAUGAUGAUUUCGCAGCCGUUUCGGUGUUGUCUAGUGAGCGCCUCUACCCCGCCGCGGCCUCCGGUGCUCGCCGGCGAUCACGUGUUGUGCGAAGGAGCGCGCCGUAGCGUGGCCCCUCUCACCAUUCAACGGUUGUGCCGCAACCCCGUCUGGUACCGCCUACUCCCCAUUUCCAGGCCAGCUCCCCUUCGAACCCCGGCUAUCCAGCGAGUGUGCACAGUGGUGCUUGUCCCGUACGUUCCGAAUCCCGGCCAGCCAAGGGUCGAGAGCGGAGCAUCGCCGGAUUCCUUCCUCGUGCACAGCCCUCGCAUGGGUGGCCUUUUCCCGCGAGGCGUAACUUCCUGCGGGUGCCUGCCUCAGGGUCUGCUUGCACGAAUAGCCCAGGAGGUCUAAAUAUCCCAAAAUCCGCAUCGAUCGUUGCCUUUGAAUAGGCAGCCAGCUCGGACAAACGCGCUGGCUACCAGUCCUCGAGUCUAAAGUUAGGCUGGUUCACUCUUUCAGAAAUCUAGGAGAAAAUAUCGGCAACUUCGUCAUCUAGAGAGAAUGCUGGCCAAUUGAUACCCGUCUACAUGGGGGUGUGUAACUAAUUGGUAAUGCGAGUAAUAAUCGAUGCACUCCUUCUUUGAUGCUUUGAAUAAAAGGUUGCAUUUGUUGGGCUUCGGGGCAACCGGAACGGUUAAGUUUCGCAAUUUCACAGAGCCUUUCACAUAGCAUUCGCUAAGACAUGUCAUUAUUAUCCCGCCUGUGUCGGCGCAGUAAUGCGUAUCCGAUGGUAAUUCCCAGGUUUUGUUCGUGCAACCAAGCCCCGAUUCCCGAGUACAUUAACUGUGUACAUACAUAAAGCUCUAAAGAGUUUGCAUCGCUAAGUGAAGUAGUGACCUUGCUCAUUAUUGAUACUCACCACUGGACGGUCAAGCGGAAGUGCUAUUCUAAUGUUUUGCAUUUGUUCUCUUGUUCUUGUUGGCAAAUAUUUUUUUUCUUCUUUUCACCGCCGACACCAGGACGUAUAUCAAUGGGAUGCACCCUAUCCGAUGCCAACAGACCGAGAUGCUUUGCGUUGCGUCUACCCUACAUUUCUUGAGCACUUUUUGAAAAUUAUUUUUCGAGACGCUGUCUCUUUAUGACUAACGUGUGCUGAGGAGCGCCGAAGGGCGCUUAUAACUGUGACAGCACAUUGUCUACCAACACGGGCGCUUGUUCCAGUGCGGCUUGCUGCCUGUGUAAGACUGGUCUGUGGUAAAAAAAAUGUAUAAUCUACAGGCUGAAGGCUAAAGUUUAAUGUAGUUUUGGGUUUGUUUCCUCCUGUGUGGAGGCGGUUUAAAUCGAAGUACUGUAUGAGACACAUAACUGUUGACAGUGCCAAUUCUGACGAAGGAGCUGUGCGUUCUUUGCCGCCGACUACGGUUUUCAUUGCCACCAAGAAAUGCUGUACGACGUCUUUGUGUUCCUCGUGUUCAUAACGGUUUGUAGUGGCGUCGGUUGAACAAUGUCCACUGUUAGUUCACACCCCCCUGGGAGAUCUCAUCUGUACAAUGUUCGCUGUAAAUAGCACUUUCGUUGUUUUUUUCUGUACACGUUGAAAGCUCUGUAUGUAUGCGCUGGUGCAGCUAUCGAAUAAUCGCGUGUAUGUCGCGUCGUAGGUGUCGAGUCUCGUAAACUUUCGGUGCAGUUUGAACGUAUGUAUCUUCCACCGUCUCUCUCUCUCUCUCUAUCUCCUUUUUGGCAUGGCCAACUACUACUCUGCAAGCACAAAGAAAUGUGAAUAUGCACGUGUGGCUUCGAAUUCUGACCUCCGUGUGUACUACGCCUGUUGUUCUCCCGGCAUAAUCGUGUGCGUAUAUAUGUGUGUUGAUCCCCGCAGACGCCUGCAAAUGUAGCGCGUUCAGCUCUAAAGAAAGAGAAAAAAAUAAUAAAAAAAAUCAAGCGCACUUCUUUGAAAGCUUCAGGGUUUGCAUCUUCUCUGAAAGAUCGCGGGGCUUUGCAUUUACGCUGCAUAGAAGCGGCCACAUGUACUCUUCGUUCUCUGGCCGUAGCGCCGCGGUUUGCGAGCACUUUUUCAACCUUCGCCCACUGGCGAGGGCUGGGAGUGUGGGAUAUAUGGCGUCCGUCGAAUCCUUUUCUCUCGUUACGAACACCAGUCGGGUAGCGUCUGGUCUGGAAAGAACAAUUACAAAAAAAAAAAAGUGUCGCUAUGUAAACGCAACACGAGCAGGCUGAUGCCAGACCGUGAGCCCGUAGCAACUCCGCUGUUUAUAUAGAGCUGAUCUCGGGCCUCCGAUGAUGGACGCUCCCGUUCCUGUUGCCCUUCACUUUUCUAAGCUCUUUCGUCAUACCUUCGCAAACUCUAACCUUUGCAUGCUAUAGCUCAAGUGCAUGGGUGAGACUGGCGAUUGAAAAGGGCGCAGAAAGGUACGGCCAAAUUCUUUCAUGGGCGUGCAAACCCGAGAGCUUAUGUAACACUUUUUCCGUCUCGGUUAGGGUGUAGUCGUUAUCUUGAACCUUCAGCGAACACCGGUCUCGUAGUCGGGCGACUUUUCACUUAUCGCUAUAUGCACUGGGCCAGCUAAUGCAGGUGAAGUCAAUGUGGAAAAGGUCAAGCCAGGCGCACACGCAAAAAGCCACCGAUGUAAUCAAGGUUUUGUCAUCGUGGGGUAAGAGUGAGAUUACGUUUCUAACUUCUGAAUCACUACUGCUGAUGAGAUUUGGUACAUUUAAAUCGCUACUGCAGCUCUCCGAGAGUGUCUCUUAUUUCAAUAAUUAAAGCGCUUCUCCAGCUCCGACUUUCUACAGCUUUUGCUUGUUUGGUUUUGAUGUUUCGGCCUAAAUAAGUCACGGCAAAAAGACAUGCGCAAGCGCCAUAACUACUCAGUUUUUCCUUCAUUUUUUUCCCUCUCUCUCUCUCGUAAGCUGCUCAUAUGAAGCGUUCGCCCUGCGAUCUUUACGACGAAACUGUUAACGCAGUGUAUACAUUUCUUGAGAUGGAACGAGACCGCACCUUUAGGAAAUUACAGCCGGUCCCGCUGAAAAUCUAAACAUAAGCAAUGCAUGGCUUACAUUUUUUUUUCUUUUUUUACAUUCUUCUGUACAUUAGUAACACAUACCAUAGAGUAUUUCAGACCAUUUGGCAGAUGUGAAUGCCAGGAUGCUCUACGCCGCUGAAACUUAUUUCGAAUCCGCCGUGACGGAAAUCGUACAGAGACUGAGUUAUCAGCGCCAAUAUUAGGACGGCUUAUUUUAGAAGUUUAGUGCGUUCAGUGGGUUUGCGUACUCUGCGGAAGAUCUAACAUGAAGCGCACACGCGGAGAGCGCUGACAUGCACUUCGCACUUUGCGCGCACGCUGUAAUGCAUAUAGUGCGUACCCACUACUCUCAAAGAUGUAAGUGCUUUGAGUGCGAGGCUAGGCUCCUUGUUCCUUUAUGCGUAAGCAAUUCCGCUAAGAAGGCAAUUCAGUCUGACGACGCCAUACAAAAACUUGUAAAUCAUUAUCUGUGUGCCAUUCUUCCCUUAGCCACUACGUCUCAAAAGAUAAAACUGUCGCGUUGUCAUGCCACGCACGGUGACUUCCAUCACACAUGAACAUCAUGAGAAGUGAGAAGAGUCUCAUCAUUCGCGGUCUGCACCCAUGCACAUGCGCCGCGCGUGCGAAAUAAAGGAAAAGCGCGGCGUUCUUAAAAUAUACGGCUCGAUCUAUUCCGAGCUUUAUACUACCAUGUAGCUACAACUGAUACUGGCCUGCUGUGUUUAAUAAAGUUUUUUU
Molecule: messenger RNA, 6941 nt
Organism: Dermacentor silvarum
Lineage: Eukaryota; Metazoa; Arthropoda; Arachnida; Ixodida; Ixodidae
Exons: 3
Coding region: 60-563 (167 amino acids)
Source: RefSeq, a predicted model, not a curated record